Molecule: messenger RNA, 1739 nt
Organism: Prosopis cineraria
Lineage: Eukaryota; Viridiplantae; Streptophyta; Magnoliopsida; Fabales; Fabaceae
Product: S-adenosyl-L-methionine-dependent uroporphyrinogen III methyltransferase, chloroplastic
Exons: 5
Coding region: 147-1259 (370 amino acids)
Biological process (GO): siroheme biosynthetic process
Molecular function (GO): uroporphyrin-III C-methyltransferase activity
Source: RefSeq, a predicted model, not a curated record
GGCAACUUUGCCUUCUCCGUCCCUCCAAAUUCCAUCCAUACUCGAGCUUCAUUGAUACCGUUUGUCGUUGUCCCCUCCUUUUCUAUAAGCUCAUAUAUGAGAAUCCAAUUCCCAGACUCUUCCUAAUCCCUCUACAUCUCUACAUUAUGUCUCUUGUUCCCAAGCUUGCAUCUUUCUCUUCUUCUCUCUACAAUUCACCUCAUUCCAGAAACCUCCAUGCUUCGACCACACAGCCCAUUUGUUCAUUCAACUGCAAUCUCUCUACUUCGGCCUUCACUGAGAAGCACUCUAUCGAGAGGUACCAAAGGGACCGAUGGGUUUACGAGAACCAAUUGGGGCAAACUCUGUCCUGCCCUCUCCCAUCCUCUUCGGGAUCCAUUAGGGAGGACGAGAUCGCCCUGCAGCUCCCGGAGCUGAAGAAGUUGCUUCAGGUGCUGAGAGAGAAGAGGGAGAGUGAAGGGAAGUGUGGCGGCGGAGGUGAAGGUUCGCCGCCGGGGAAUGUGUUCUUGGUCGGAACUGGACCUGGGGAUCCUGAGCUUUUGACGUUGAAAGCUGUUAGGAUUAUAAAGAAUGCUGAUUUGUUGUUAUAUGAUAGAUUGGUGUCGAAUGAUGUGUUGGAUUUGGUUGGUCCGGAUGCUAAGCUCCUCUAUGUGGGCAAAACUGCGGGGUACCACAGCAGAACCCAGGAGGAAAUACAUGAGCUUCUUCUGAGUUUUGCAGAAGCUGGAGCAACUGUUGUGAGACUUAAAGGAGGUGAUCCAUUGGUGUUUGGGAGAGGUGGGGAAGAAAUGGAUUUUCUGCAAAAGCAAGGUAUUCAUGUGAAAGUCAUCCCAGGUAUAACUGCAGCGUCUGGAAUUGCAGCAGAGCUGGGGAUUCCAUUAACACACCGUGGUAUUUCAAUGAGUGUGAGAUUUCUCACAGGACAUUCAAGGAAAGGUGGAACAGAUCCUCUGUUUGUGGCAGAAAAUGCAGCUGAUCCUGAUUCGACAUUGGUUGUUUAUAUGGGCUUAUCAACCCUCCCUUCAUUGGCCAAAAAGUUAAUGGAUCAUGGUCUAUCCCCCCAAACCCCAGCUGCAGCCAUUGAGCGAGGGACCACACCUCAACAACGCACAGUUUUUUCAGUACUGAAGGACCUUGCUGAGAAAAUUUCAUCUGCUCAAUUAGAGUCGCCAACACUGAUCAUAAUUGGAAAAGUUGUGGCAUUAUCACCAUAUUGGUCAGUUUCUUCAAAAGAAGAAUCGUGCUUGCUGGAAGCAUGAUGGGCGUUAUUGAUGUAUUCUGAGCAACUAUUGAAAAAGCAACUCCUCAUUUUGAAGCAUGAUGGGCAUUAUUAAUGUAAUCGGAGCAACUUGUGAGAAGGCGACUCCUCAUUGUGAAGAUAUUGGUAUAUUCAUGGAAAACGAAAAUGUAGGCAGGCAAGUGCUCCGAUGCUUUGGAAAUGCAGAACCUCCAGGCAAGUGCUUCGGUGAUGAUAUUUAUUGGUGUAAUUGCUGCGUCAGAACAGCAAAAUUUGAUAUUACAAGUUGGACGUUGGGAUGGAUCCCCCCCCCCCCAAAAAAAAAAAAAAAAACAGAAUCUCAAGCUCAGAGGAGAAACUUUUUAUCUCAUUUCUCAUUCAUGGCAAAUUACAACAGAAGAAUCAAACAGGUUCUUUGGUCGCUAAAUCAUGUCAUUAGCCUCAUUGUUUUAUGACUUGUAUCUGAACGUGAUUUGAUUUAUUAAACUUUUCUUUGUUGCUA